AGGGGGUCACUCAAUUCCAAAGAGGCAGGCGGAGAAGCGGUUUAUUUUCGGGUCACCACUCACCAUCCCCCCUUGAGAGAUCCCGGCCGGCGGGACCUCUCUUUCUACCUUUCCAUCUCCAUUUUCCGAUAAACUUUAGUAACCAAAGAAAAAAGAAUUUACGAUAAAUAUUUGAAGCUUCUAUUAGAAUCUUCUGGAUCUUUCUCUAAGAAAUAGUUAGGGUUAGGGUUUUAGUUCUUUUUUUCUUCUUUUUGUUUUUCUUUUUUGAAACUAGAAAGAGCUAUGUCUGGUUUACAUCGGUCUUCGAGUGCGCCAUUAAAGAACGGUCUUCCUCCUCAAGAGCUUCUUGACGAUCUUUGCAGUCGGUUUGUUUUAAAUGUUCCAAAAGAGGACCAGCAGUCAUUUGAGAGAAUUCUCUUCCUUGUGGAGUAUGCACAUUGGUUCUAUGAGGACAACACAGUGGAAAAGAAUCCAUCAUUGAAGUCAUUGAACCUAAAGGAGUUCACCUCUUUAUUGUUUAACAGCUGCGAUGUUUUAAGGCCUUAUGUUGCUCAUAUAGAUGAUAUAUUUAAGGAUUUCACUGAUUACAAGGUUCGAGUUCCUGUAACUGGGGCAAUUAUUUUGGAUGAAACAUAUGAACGGUGCAUCCUAGUGAAGGGAUGGAAAGGGACAAGCUGGAGUUUCCCACGUGGGAAAAAGAACAAAGACGAGGAGGACCAUGCAUGUGCCAUUCGAGAAGUCUUAGAAGAAACAGGCUUCGAUGUUUCAGCUCUCCUAAACAAAGAUGAAUACAUUGAAGUAAUAUUUGGCCAGCAGAGAGUGCGGCUCUAUAUAAUUGCUGGUGUAAAGGAUGAUACUCCCUUUGCCCCACUUACGAAAAAGGAGAUCAGUGAAAUUGCAUGGCACCGGAUUGAUGAUCUUCAGCCUGCAACUAAUGAAGUAAUAUCUCGUGGGAUCACUGGCCUAAAGCUUUAUAUGGUGGCCCCCUUCUUAGCAUCUCUGAAAUCAUGGAUUUCAAAGCAUCCGUCCCCACUACCUCCUAGACCAGAUUUGCCUCUAAAAGGGGUUUCUAUUUGGAAAGCAAAGAACAGUUCCAUAGGAAGUAACUCAAUGAUUGUAGAGAGCCAAUCGAAUAAGCUUCAAUCCGAUGCUAAGCCGCCUGAUACUGGUCCUGGAAAGAGCUUCAGAAACUUUAGAUUUGAUACGGCAGCAGUAUUAAGAGCAUUGGAGGGUAGCUUUUCUACCUGAAGAUCAGAACAAGUUCUUACUGUGACGUCCUUUAUGUUGGUAUAGGUGGGACUUUUGGUUGCUAGAACUUGUUCACCUGUAAAACCAAACAGCAUCUUCGCCCCAAUCGGUUGUAUAUUCUUGUGGUCAUGUCGGGGUUUGUUUGACAUGUAAAUUCUGUAUAGAAAAAAGAACCUUUGGUGGCAAUGUAUGCUGUGGUCUUGUUCAUUGUUAUAUGUAAGUCAAAAACUGGUGAUUGGUGAAAUAUUAAAAUACUAUAGUCCACUUUGUACGGCUAACAGCUCCAUCGCUAAAAGCUGCUGCUCACUUGGUUGAUUUCAUGUUAUCAAAAUGGUGUGUUUGCUCUUCUUAGUAGCAUUUCGAUUAA
Molecule: messenger RNA, 1615 nt
Organism: Gossypium raimondii (Peruvian cotton)
Lineage: Eukaryota; Viridiplantae; Streptophyta; Magnoliopsida; Malvales; Malvaceae
Product: mRNA-decapping enzyme subunit 2
Exons: 8
Coding region: 283-1248 (321 amino acids)
Biological process (GO): deadenylation-dependent decapping of nuclear-transcribed mRNA; nuclear-transcribed mRNA catabolic process, nonsense-mediated decay
Cellular component (GO): cytoplasm
Molecular function (GO): 5'-(N(7)-methylguanosine 5'-triphospho)-[mRNA] hydrolase activity; manganese ion binding; RNA binding
Source: RefSeq, a predicted model, not a curated record